This is a messenger RNA of Ilex paraguariensis (yerba mate), 1832 nucleotides long. NCBI's taxonomy places the organism in Eukaryota, Viridiplantae, Streptophyta, Magnoliopsida, Aquifoliales, Aquifoliaceae. The record is from the annotation of a GenBank genome assembly.
CAUUUUUUUAAUUACAUGACUUGAAAUUAAUUUCUACCCAUUGUUUAUAAAAAAAUCAGUAAUUUUUUUUAAAAUGCAUGACCUUAAAAAAUAUCAACAUGUGUAUAUUAUUAUAUAUAAACAAUGUCUGGAAUAAAAAUUGUAAUAAGCCACAAAAUAAUCAAUUAAUAAUUAAACUUGGGCUAGAAAUGAGUGAUGUGAUAGAAAUAUACGAAAAAAAUAUAUGGGGAUAAGAUUCAAACUUCUAGCUCCUUUAUUAUAUAGAUAGUGUUUGAUCAAAAAAAAAAUUAUAUAUUGUAACUGGUACUGGGAUUCAACUAUGAUUUGUGCAUGUUUUCUUGUGCUUUCUUUGUUGUAUGCACAUAACAAUGUUUCCUUUUUUUUAGCACUUAUGAAAUUUUCUGAUUUCUGCAUCUUACAUAUUGCGGUUCUGUGGUUUUGCUGCAGGACAGAAGGCCACGUGAUUUUUUUGAACCAACUGGGAUUAUUAAAUUUUUUGUGUUGAAAUUAGUUUGUUAGUUUUAUAAGGGGUACACAAGAUGGGCAAAUGCAAGGGUUGUGGGAAAUUAGGAAGAAUGCUACUGAGGGAUGGAUAUGUGAGUGCUUACCACUUUUCUCUUUUGCUAUGUCCUGUUGUUUCUGUUUGGGAGUGUAUUGUUCGUAAAAUGAGGUAUUCCUUCAGACCCGAGUGCGUGUAGGUGUAAGUGUCAAGAUCUUAACGUCAUAGUGAUUUUCAAUUGGGGAAUUAAUUAGCAGUAAUUAGUGUUAAAUAAAAAGGAAAAGGAAAAGGAAUCAUUUAUAGAGAUAAUGUCUGUGUCAUAGAUAAGUUUCAUGUGAAAAAAAAAAGUUGCAGUGGGAAAAAUUGAGCGGACGGGACAGUAGUUACAGAGCUUUGUGUUAUUGAAUAAGAUGGAUUGUGCAAAAGCGACAUCUGAUGUUAGAAAGGUGAAGAAGAAGCAAGUGAGGGAUGAGUUGGAUCGUAUCAAACGAGCUGCAAAGAAAAAGAGGCGUUUAGAAAAAGCAUUGGCUACUUCUGCAGCCAUCUGUUCUGAACUAGAAAAGAAGAAACUGAAAAAGAAAGAAGAACAACAGAGGCUUGAUGACGAGGGUGCUGCUAUUGCUGAGGCAGUUGCUCUGCAUGUCCUACUUGGUGAAGACUCGGAUGAUCCAUGCAAAAUCAUGAUGAAGAAGAAUGAGGGGUUCAACCCUUGGGAUUGUGGUAGCGAUUUUGAUCUCUUUGUGGGGGGAAGGAAAGCAGCCCUUACUCAUCAAGGCCUCCCGAAGUAUUCAGUUGAAGGAAUUGGAUGGGUUUCUGAUGCUCAUAUUUCUGGAUGCAAUUGGAAUAACUGGGGAAACAGCACCUGGACAGUUUCAUCUAAUCCUUUUGCGAUGGAUUUCCAGACACCAUACUUUGAUGAGGGAGGUUGGAGGACUUCAGAAAUCUCUGAAGAUCUUAUUGCAGCACAGGCAGUUUCGUCACUCCAAAUUGCAGAAGAUGCACACAUAGACGCCUUUGUCUUCAACCAGAUGUUUAGAGGGUAUGAUGAAAAGUCUUAGUUCUCUGGUUGAGUCACUUUGUGGCGUCUUUAGUAGUCCACAAUACUCAAUAAUGUUUUGUAUAUAUUUUCUGGUGCACGUGUCCUUCUUGUUUAUCGGAUAACCUGCUUGUAUCAUUCCAAACAUAAUUCGUUGUCAUGCUCUCGAGCUUUUGUCCCUUAUAUUUGCAUCUGAGUAUUUUUAAGUCCUUAAGACGUGGUUUUCUGUGUGUUGUACAAACCGGGUAUUCAACACAAGGUAAUGGCACUGGCAGUGGCAUGAGAAACAUCGGCAGU